Ailuropoda melanoleuca (giant panda) is the source of this 1347-nucleotide messenger RNA. RefSeq names its product cytosolic iron-sulfur assembly component 3-like. The transcript is spliced from 4 exons. The record is from RefSeq and is a predicted model, not a curated record. The annotation marks the transcript as partial. NCBI's taxonomy places the organism in Eukaryota, Metazoa, Chordata, Mammalia, Carnivora, Ursidae.
ACGUCUGUGCUGGGGUCUGCUUGUAGGAGAGGUCUUCAAGUUGCUGGAGGAAGAAGGAGUCUCCCUCUUGGAACUGGAGCCGGCCCCACUGGACAGUCUGUGCAACAGUGCGUCUGCCCAAGAGCCCACCAGCCAUCGGGGCGGGGGUUCCGGGGGCUACCUGGAGCACGUGUUCCAGCAUGCAGCGCGGGAGCUCUUUGGAAUCCAUGUGGAUGAGGUCACCUACAGACCGCUAAGGAACAAGGACUUCCAGGAGGUGACCCUGGAGAAGGAGGGCCGCAUCCUGCUGCACUUUGCCGCAGCCUACGGCUUCCGCAACAUCCAGAACCUGGUACAGAAGCUCAGGCGAGGGCGCUGCCCGUACCAUUACGUGGAGGUCAUGGCCUGCCCCGCAGGCUGCUUGAACGGCGGAGGCCAGCUCAAGGCCCCCGACGCGCCCAGCAAGGAGCUGCUCCAGCACGUGGAAAUGCUGUACGGCAUGGUGAGGACGGAGGCGCCGGAGGACGCGCCUGGUGUCCAGGAACUGUACGAGUGCUGGCUGCAGGGUGAGGGCUCAGAGCGGGCUGGCCGCCUGCUGCACACAGGCUACCAUGCGGUGGAGAAGGCCAGCUCCGGCCUCAGCAUCAGGUGGUAGGAGGCCUCCUCACAGGGCUGCCGGGCCCAGCCAGCCAGUCCAGGGACUCCCAUGAAGCUCAUGUCCUGAGACCCCAGGGAUCGCCCCCAAAACACUGAGCUGCAGGGAUGUGUGGGAACCCACACACGAAUGGCACUCAGGACCCACAGCCAGUUAAGUUGACCUCCAGCCUGCCCUCACCCAGACUCCCCACGGCGGGAGGCCAGGGGUUCCACAAGGUCCUAGCGCCUCCUCAUGGGCCCAGGUCUGCGAGCACUGUCCUUGCUGAUCCUGCCUGGAGACCUAGGUGAGGCCCAGUCCCGUGGGCAGCUUAAGGCAGAGUGAAAGUGGGACUCCUCAUCCCCAUUCCUGAAGUCACCCCUGAAGCUGGGUCUGCCAGGCUGCUGGGAAACCCUCCUGCCCUGGACGGCAGGGAACGCUAGCCGGAGAGAAGCACCCAGCCCACAGCACCCCAUGCUGGGGUUGGCGUACCUGCCCCACCUGGAACUGAGCAUUGAGGACGGCAUGGCCUCUGGGACCUGACAACGUGCACUUCUGGGCAGAGUUCGGGCGGGAAGCAGGCUCUGUUAGAGAGACUCCGUGAGAUCAGGCUCUAAGUCCAUCUCCACAGCUAGGUCCCCACUUAUGGGGGUGGGUGAGAGGGCAGAUCGGCGUGAGCCCGCCAGGGCUAUUGCCACAGAGCUCCCGAUUUAAUAAAAGGAUCUCUCUGAAAA